Molecule: messenger RNA, 732 nt
Organism: Psylliodes chrysocephalus
Lineage: Eukaryota; Metazoa; Arthropoda; Insecta; Coleoptera; Chrysomelidae
Source: the annotation of a GenBank genome assembly
AUGGAAAAAGAAACUAAAAGACAAAGAGGAGAAGACGAAGCAUAUAGACUUGCAGGAAAAGAAACCGCCUCCAAAACGCCAACAGUUAACAUAAAUGUGUCAAUGAAGCACGCCGCACUCAACAGCCUGAAGAUAUUCCAAGUGAAACACAUACACCCUUACAAAACAGUGAGUACCACCAGAAAUACGACUAACUCUCCUAACCCGGGGUCAUAUUCCACAUUCAGAAGGGCCCCCUGGUCGAAAAUUUUUUGCAAAAAAGUACUCACAAAUCUGGUGAAAGACACCAACCCAAAAUGGCCGGCUUCGGAGAGCCAAGGCACCACAAAAUCUCCGAAUCCACAUCUAGACAGCCAACAAAAUAGGUCACAAACAGCAGACAAAAAUGAAAGUAUGGAGAAUACCAGACUCGAAAGUAUGGAGAACGCUGCAGACAGUCAUAAAAGUAUGCAGAACGCUGCCAACAGACGCGAAAGUAAUGCCCACCCAGAGCAUCCGCCGAACGAGGCCAACAUGCAGACAAGCGACCGCAACGAUGUUUCACAGACUUCGCAGAAUAGUGUUGACGAACUAAGAUCCGAUCCAAAUGACAGUAUGGAGAAUCUCAAAAAAACACUUGAAGGUUCCAAUAGCGGGACUAAUACAGAAACAGAUGAUUCUUCUGAACUACAUAUAGAUGAACAGGAAACGGACACAAACACCCCGGACACAAUAAAAAAUACUUCUUUUUGA